CCCCCCCAAGUCCGCACACCGCGCCUACCAACCAACCCGCCCAGCCCACGAGCCAAGCGACGAGCAGCCCAUCCGCCGAAACGCCCUGCCGUCUCCCGAGCUGCCGGAACGCGGCGGCGGCGGCGGGCUGCUGCAGCGGGAGCCGAGGUCUCGACUCCACCCCCCAGGCAGCGGGACACUUGGGGGAGGCGGCCGGCCGGCGAAUGCGAUAGGAGGCGGCGGGGAUGGGGUCCAAGUACACGCGCGGGUGCUGCGGGUGGCUGAUCGUGGCGCUGAUUGCGGCGCUGGUGGCCACGGCGGCGAUGUUCGCCAUCAUGAAGCGCAAGCCCGGGGGAGGGGGCAAACACCUCAAGCCGCUCCCCGUGCCGGGGCCGCCGGGGGCCAUCGACUCCAAGUACGGCGACGCGCUCGGGGUCGCGCUCCAGUUCUUCCAGGUCCAGAAGUCGGGGAAGCUGGAGAACAACCAGAUCCCGUGGCGUGGGGACUCGGCGCUGACCGAUGGGAAGGAAGCGGGGCUGGAUCUUUCCAAGGGAAUGUAUGAUGCUGGGGAUCAUAUGAAGUUCACCUUCCCGAUGGCGUUCACUGCGACUGUGCUUGCCUGGUCGGUUCUGGAAUAUGGGGAUCAGAUGAGCGCGGCGAAGCAACUGGACCCUGCACUCGAUGCGCUCAAGUGGAUUACAGAUUUCCUUAUCGCUGCACAUCCUUCUGACAAUGUGUUAUAUAUUCAGGUUGGCGAUCCUGAUCUGGACCACAAUUGCUGGGAAAGGCCGGAAACAAUGACUGAGAAAAGACCACUCACACAGAUUAACAAGAAAUCUCCUGGAUCAGACGUUGCUGCUGAGGCCGCAGCUGCUAUGGCGGCAGCUUCAAUGGUCUUCAAAUCCAGUGAUACUACAUAUUCUGAUGUGCUUCUUCAACAUGCCCAGAAGCUAUUUACUUUUGCUGAUACUUAUAGAGGCCUUUCAAGUGACAGCUAUCCAAAGCUCCAAGACUUCUAUAAUUCCACUAGUUAUGUUGAUGAACUUCUAUGGGCAGCAAGUUGGCUCUAUCAUGCCACAGGAGACCAGACAUACCUCAGUUAUGUAACUGUACAGAAUGGAAAAACUUAUGCUGAUUGGGGAAGGCCAACAUGGUUCAGUUGGGAUGACAAAAAUCCAGGCACACAGGUCCUUCUGUCUAGACUAAAUUUCUUUGGCUCCAAACAGAUAUCUAAUGCUGAAAAUGAGGGGUUAAAGUCGUAUAGAGAUACUGCAGAAUCUGUCAUUUGUGGUCUAAUUCCAGAUUCCCCGCAAGCCACUGCUAGUAGAACUGGAGGAGGGUUGAUCUGGAUUAGUGGGUGGAAUUCUCUCCAGCAUGCCACAAAUGCUGCAUUUCUAGCUAUUGUUUACAGUGACUACAUGCUCUCAACACAGACUGCGGCGGUGCAGUGCAGUGGAAAGUACUACAGCCCUACUGAUAUACGCAAUUUUGCUGCAUCACAGGCCAAUUACAUCUUGGGAGACAACCCUAUGAAGCUUAGCUACCUUGUUGGAUAUGGGAGCGUCUAUCCACAGCAAGUACAUCACAGAGGAGCGUCGAUCCCCGCAGAUGCGAAAACAGGCUGCAAAGGAUUCCAGUAUCUCCAUUCACCCGAUCCAAACCCAAAUGUUGCAAUGGGCGCCCUGGUGGGUGGACCAUUCCAGAAUGACACUUUCGUCGACUCUCGGGACAAUGCUCUACAGACGGAGUCCAGCACUUACAACAGUGGCACUCUUGUCGGUCUGCUCUCUGGUCUGGUCACCACUUCCUCCGUGGCACAGUCAUUCACCUAGAGGCCUCAUGUAUGUUUCGGCAAUGGCUUUGAUCAACAUGGAGGGAUGGUGCAUGUACAAUCGCAGUUUUUUGGCGAGGCCGAUGGUGAUUCGCGAACAGUGACAAAAGCAUGAUUUGCCAUCAUUUAGAUGGAUGGUUAGCACUUAGCAGUAGUUGUUAGUGCCGCAUUUCUUCUGUUUGUAUAAUUGAUGGUGCUGCUCCUGCAGCUAUAAUUUUUCACUGUGUGCUCCUAUCUGGUUUGCUGGUAUACCACUAAGGCUGUAACUACGAGUAAUGUAUUUUUAGGACAGAUUUCAUUUGUUGAUUCUGUGGCGAGGUGGUUCUGUUGGAACUGAUCUUGGCUUAAUCAAAGAGGAUCGAGUCCUUAGGGGUUAA
Molecule: messenger RNA, 2187 nt
Organism: Setaria italica (foxtail millet)
Lineage: Eukaryota; Viridiplantae; Streptophyta; Magnoliopsida; Poales; Poaceae
Product: endoglucanase 24
Exons: 6
Coding region: 225-1811 (528 amino acids)
Biological process (GO): carbohydrate metabolic process
Molecular function (GO): hydrolase activity, hydrolyzing O-glycosyl compounds
Source: RefSeq, a predicted model, not a curated record